AUGACAUCCAAAGACAAAGCUGUGGUGUCCUUGCCAGUUUCUCCCUGGGAUGCCAUCCUUAAGGCUGCCAAAGACCAGCUGCCGUCUCUGGAUUCAGACUCGUCCCUGUCUGACUGUGAGGACGAAGAGCCCUUCAUCUUUCAGCGGAACCAGCCUGUCUUGAUUCCAGACCUGUCUGAGGAGCUUGCUGAAGACCCUAUUGGUGUCGAUGAAUCUGGGACCUGGGUUACUGCAGGGAGGAGUCCUUCGCCUGAGCCACUUCUGGUUCCUGGGAGAUUAGCCAUAGAACCCAGAAGUGACCAGAUGGUAAGAUCCACGGACUUGGCCUGUCAGGAGAGAAGAGACCCUGGCUGGGCUUGCCAGAGCUGUGUCAAGAGCAGCCCAAUCCUUGUGGAUGCUGAGGAGGCACCUGCUUGGCUGGAAGACAGCCUUAGAAGCCUGUCUAAGCCCAGAGGAUCCCAGAGUCCUCCAUGGUGUUCCCAGGAAGAAGAAGCCACCUUUCCUUUGGAAGGAGAGCUGAAGACAGAGCCCUCAGAUACUGAUUUUAGAAACUCUACAAAGCGCAGAGCCCUCCGCAGGGAGAGGAGGAAGAUGAUAGAGAGAGAUAUCCUUCAGAAAGUGACCCAGUCUGCUCAGAGCCCAGCCUGUGGUGACCAAGGCCAGACUGCAGAGUUAGGACCAGAAGCAACCUCAGAGCUGUCUCGGGAAGGAUGGCCAGUUCUCUCACUCAAGCAACUUGAAGGCUGGGACUUGGAUUAUAUCCUUCAGAGUCUGCCAGGGCAACAAGACAGCCAGGGUGACAGUGCAUCCAGAAGUGCAUGGUGGUUAGCUGACCGCUGCCAAGACCAAGGGCACAGCACUGGACCCUCCCAGGACAUACUCCUGGAACAGCUGGCUCUCCUGUGUGCCACUCAGUCCAGAGUCAGCAACCCUACCUGGAAGGUAUCUGCUGACAAGCUCCAAGACACAGAAGAGCAGGUAGCUAGAAUCAGAAGUGCUUCAGCAGAGCCUGGCUUUCCACCUGAGCAAAUCCAGAAACUAGCAGAGAGUAGGAGGCUGAAGACAGAGCCUUCCACCGUCUUCAUUGACCUGCGGCAGACAGAACCGUCAGAACUACAAGAUCACCAGUCCCAGGAGAGCUCUGAACAUAGCUCCUCUGACAGUGAGGAGGAAGUGGAAUCAGCAGGCUCAGUACAGGUGGCAUCCUCCUGGGAACAAAGGUACUGUACCGGGAAGAGUCACCUUCUUCAGCAGCUGAGGGUAUUUCGGAAAGGAGCAGUUCCACCACAGCCGUCUGCCAGUGACAGUCCUGGAGGCCAAAAGGCUCAGGCCUCAGAAGAUACAGCUGGAUCACAAACUCGGAGAAAGAAGCAAAUAAAACCCUGGUCUGAGAAGCAGAAUCUAGAUCCAGAUCUAGGGGACCCUACUGGACCACAGCUGCUCCCUGGUAUGGGCCAGCUAUAGGCAACUCAGGUAAAAAAAGCUGAAAAGCAGGCUGGGUGGCAGACUUUCUACCUACACAGUCCUGGUGGUCUCUAUCUACAGUCUGCCUGUUUCUAACAGCAUGGGCCUCAGGGGCUGGGACCCUCAGUCUAGAUACCAUGCAGCUAGUUUGAGCAUAGUUAAACUUUUGUUGUUGUGGCGGUGUUGGGAACUGCAUCCAGGGCCUCUCCCAUUCCCAUAUUUAAACAUAUUUAUAGUUUCCUAUAGAAAAUUUCCCCAAGUUCCUGGAUCCCUUGGCAUUUCAUGUACCCACCCAUACAGAUCUGAUGGAAAGGGGAGCAAAAACUGAAAUUUGCUUUCUCUCUUUAACCAAGAUACAAAAGCACACAUAGGUUUCAAGUCACUCCAAAUUAAAGGUGGCACCAAUUUUUGCUAGUCUGA
Messenger RNA from Grammomys surdaster, 1884 nucleotides. RefSeq names its product chromosome unknown C16orf71 homolog (gene Dnaaf8). The transcript has 8 exons. Lineage: Eukaryota; Metazoa; Chordata; Mammalia; Rodentia; Muridae. The record is from RefSeq and is a predicted model, not a curated record. Bases 1 to 1464 code for a protein of 487 amino acids. Gene Ontology annotation, cellular component: dynein axonemal particle. Gene Ontology annotation, molecular function: dynein complex binding.